Messenger RNA from Phalaenopsis equestris, 2910 nucleotides. Its product is annotated as anthocyanin regulatory R-S protein-like. NCBI's taxonomy places the organism in Eukaryota, Viridiplantae, Streptophyta, Magnoliopsida, Asparagales, Orchidaceae. Gene Ontology annotation, molecular function: protein dimerization activity. The transcript has 12 exons. Bases 378 to 2786 code for a protein of 802 amino acids. The record is from RefSeq and is a predicted model, not a curated record.
ACAUUGGCGGAAAGCUUCGGGCGUUACCUUUCAAUUUAAAAAAAGGCAUUUUUGUUUCAUCACCAUUUCGUUUUGAUUUGAUUCCAGAGGGCAGUUGCAGAAAGAGGCAAGUCACUGAAAGCAUUUUUUCUCUGGUCUCUGUUUUCGGCGCCAUUGUCACGUGGAAUUUAAUUGCUUCUCCCCCAUUUCCCGUUUGAUUCCACCGUCUGGGGUUGACAGAUUAUGGAUUUUAGCUUUGUUUAGCAUGGAUCUUCUGCUUCGAUUUGAAAACGUUGAUUGGAUGCGUAGAUGUGAUGCUGAGGGGAGCCGGAGCGACCUAAUGAGCUUCUCCCGGUAGAUCGAAGAACUCUUCUGACUUCAAUUAAGAAGUAAGAGCAAUGGUGAUGGAGAUGCAGAGCCAAGAGCUGCAGCAAAAUCACUUCUUGAGGCAGCUUGCUGCUUGUGUUAAGAGAAUACAGUGGAUCUAUGCCAUCUUCUGGUCUGAAUCAAGCAGAGUUGGAAGAUGCGACUUAUCUAUGCAUGAGAAGGUUGGAUCUUCUGCAGAAGCUUCAAAUUUUAAUUUUUAUGAUAUUUUGUUUGAUCUUAUGAACUGUCUGUGGAUUUUAACAAGCUACCAUUGCCAAAUUUUGAGAUUGUCCGUUUGGGGCCGCUUUUUUGCGGCUUCGCGGCCCCGAAUCGCGAAAAAAAAUUGUUUGGCUCUUAGCGUCGCGGCAGCUAAAGCGGUAUCGCGUUCUUCUUCCUCCGAAUCCCGCGACUCGCCAACCGUUCUUCUUCCCCGCUCAUCUUCCCCGACCAGGUUCUUCUUCUCUGCGUUCUUCUUCCCCGCUCUUCUUCCUCGACCACGCAGCGCCCGUUCUUCUUCCCCGCUCUUCUCCCCUUAUUUUCGUUCUUCUUCCUCGACCAGAAAUCGAUUCCUGCAUCUCGCCUCGACUGGUGUCGCCACGUCCGUUCUUUUUCCUCGACCAGGACCAACGAGGUCAUUAGAGUGGAAUGAUGGAUACUAUAAUGGUGACAUAAAGACUCGAAAGACGACUCAACAAACUGAAUGUAGAGUGGACGAAAUGGGUCUGCAGCGGACCGAACAAUUGAGAGAGCUAUAUGAGUCUCUUUGUAAUGGUGAUUGCAAUCAGCAAACUAGGCCUAGUGCUUCAUUAUCUCCUGAAGAUUUGACAGAUAAAGAAUGGUACUAUUUGGUCUGCAUGUCCUUCACCUUCAAUUUCGGCCAAGACUUACCAGGUAAGGCUUAUGAACUUAAUGAGUCUAUCUGGUUGAACAAUGCACACUUUGCAGAGAACAGUUGUUUUUGUCGCUCACUUUUAGCAAAGAGUGCAUCUAUUCAGACUGUUGUGUGCCUUCCCUUCAUGGAUGGUGUCCUAGAGCUUGGAACAACUGAGCUGGUAAUGGAAGAACCUGGUUUCUUACUCAACAUAACCAGUUCUUUCUGGGAGUUACAACUCCCUGGUUUCUCUGAGCAUUCUACGUCCAGUUCGCCAUUAGAACGAAAGGAGGAGGAAGACGAUGUUUGUUUGAUCUCCAAUCAUGAAGUUCAAGGCACGAUAAUGUCGGAGAAUCCUGCUUUAAUCAUAGAGGAUGAUUCCCAUCUCUUUCCGUUCUCCGUCGAUUCAUAUGCUCCCGAUAUAAAUAGCGACCUAAUCCACUAUAAGGAGAUAAUCGGCAUUAACAUUCCUAAUGAGCCAUCACAAGUUCACAUAAGACAUUUAAUGGCUGAUGAGUUUAACAACGGCCUGAAUAGUUCUCUGAACUUAAGCGAAUGUGUAUCACCUCAAAAUAUCCCUUGCUCUCCCAAGGGAGAGCGACUGAAAGGUUAUGUUUUUAACCAUUCCCGAGAGGAUAAUCAUUCGAAACUUGGUUCGUUGGGAAUCGAGGAAGAUGGAUCUCAUUAUUUCAGCUCGCUUUCUGCCAUAUUGGGGGACUUGGAACAGGGAAGAUCAUCACCUGGGUUUCCUUUUCAGAAUAGGCAUAUUGAUUCAAGCUUUAGGGUUUGGGAAGAAGGUUCAAAAAGUUCAAAAAUAUUUAUAAGAUUUCCGCAGAGAAUGUUGAAGAAGAUUUUGUUUGGUAGGAACUGGAUUAAUGGGGAUGAGUGGGUGAAGUCUCAUGAAGAGAAUGUGCCCAGGAAUAAAGCUUUUAAAUCAGAAGCAGAUGAUGCUAACUCUAAUCAUGUUUUAUCAGAGAGGAGGAGGAGGGAGAAGCUGAAUGAAAAGUUCGUCACCCUCAGAUCACUGGUUCCUUCUAUCAGCAAGGUUGACAAAGCCUCGGUGCUUGCCGACACAAUCGAGUAUCUUAAAGAUCUCGAGAAAAGAGUAGAAGAGCUGGAAUUUUGCAGGGAGGAGAGGGACACCGACAUGAGAGAACCAAGGAAGCACCCAGAUAUCACUGAGAGAACCUCCGACAAUUAUGGCAACAAUGAGUUCAUAAUUUCCCAGAAGUCUUCUUCAAAUAAGAGAAAAGCUUGUGAGAUGGAUGAUUCAGAUGCUCAGCUAAACUUAAUCUUAUCAAAUAAUGGACUUUUUGAUAUAAAUGUCACCAUGAUCGACAGAGAAGUGCUCAUAGAGCUUCACUGUCCAUGGAGAGAUUUCCUGCUUCUAGACAUCAUUGAAGCCUUGUGCAACCUCCGUUUAGAUCCUCACUCAGUUCGGUCAUCCACGCCUGAUCCUACUACUGUAAUUGCAUUGAGAGCCAAGAUUAUGAGCACAACUGUUACUUCUCCGGGGAUGAUAAAGAGAUCACUCCAGCGAGUUCUUGGUAAAGGAGGGAUAAAUUUGUAAGUUCACUAAAAAAUAUGGUGUAUUUUGUAAUAUCAAUGUUCUAAGCAGGUAACAUUGUUUGGUUCUGUAUUAUUUGUUCACUACUUUGUCUUGUUUCUUGGUCUAAUAAAUUAAUUUGAGAGUA